Messenger RNA from Drepanopeziza brunnea f. sp. 'multigermtubi' MB_m1, 951 nucleotides. Lineage: Eukaryota; Fungi; Ascomycota; Leotiomycetes; Helotiales; Drepanopezizaceae. The record is from RefSeq and is a predicted model, not a curated record.
AUGAAUCAAAACGUGCAGAAGAGUAAGCGAGCAAGCAAGCGAGCUGGCAAGUUCAACGACCCAAGAUCAAGCAGGCACUAUGGAUCAGUUCAGCGCAACAACAGAAAUUCAGUGUUGCCACUGUUCCUCGCGAGGAAGAAACCUCAGUCUCCGCUCCUCUUCUCCUCCUCUCCCUACAUCCCGUCGAGCCUCUCAACCGACACCCUCCUCAGCGACACCGAUGACCUCGAGAAAGACGAAAGCUCGCCGCUGUACAAAGACGCCCCCAGGAAGCUCCCUCUCCAAAAGGCCUUCAGCUCAACCUACAAAGCUCUCUUGACCGUCUUGAUCCUGUUGCCGUGGGCGCUGCUACCCAUGAUGUACAAGCUUGGGUACAGGUCUGGAGCGAGCGUGCUGCCGAAAUUGCCUACGCAUGAAUCUGGACUACGAACUCUCGUUAUGCUCGUCCCUAUGCAACUGUCUCGUUCCAGAGCCGUGAAACACCAUCUUGAGAUUCUCGACGACGAGUUCUACACCACCAAGCCCGAGAAUCUGAAGUACAAGGGGAUUCCCCGGCCUGAGCUGGACGACGCCUGGAAUGAGCUGAUAGCGACCGCGCUAACAAUGGCCCCCUCCCUCCCUCCCCCCAGCUACUUCUACUGGCCCAAAACCGCCCAGAGCGCCACCAGAAGCUACCCCCGCCACGUCGGCCACAGGGAGCACGUCUGCGUCGACUGGGACCACCUGCAGCGCGAGACCUCCAAGACGCGCUUCUCGAUACUCGGCGAGGAGAAGCUGCUCGUCAACCCCGUCAACCCGGCGGCGAGCCUCAACAACGUCGUGCGGCCCAUGUUCAAGAACUACAGCGUGUACGACGGCGUCGAUAUUCCGGAGCUGAAGCUGUUCGAGGGCUUGGAGGAUGGCGGCCUGGAGGAGCUGCAGCAGAUGGCGAAGGCUGGUGGGAGGAGGUAG